Miscanthus lutarioriparius is the source of this 1380-nucleotide messenger RNA. The record is from the annotation of a GenBank genome assembly. Lineage: Eukaryota; Viridiplantae; Streptophyta; Magnoliopsida; Poales; Poaceae.
AUGCCUGUGCCGGCUGCUGUUUCAUCUUCCCUGCCGCUCCUGGACGGAUUGCAGCGCCAAGUCUCCUCGGUGACCUUUCUUCUCCUCUGCGCUGCUGCUGUAGGGAUCGUCAUCGACAAUGAGUCCUCAGCAGAGGCCACAAUUGUAAGGGUAGAUAGCGCAAACGAAUAUGGGAUACAGCUGGAAGUGAUCCAGGUCAUGAUUGAUCUCAACCUUGUCAUAAGCAAGGCCUACAUAACCUCGGAUGGUGGAUGGUUCAUGGAUGUCUUCAAUGUGACCGAUAAGGAAGGAAAGAAGAUCAAAGAUGAGGCAACCCUUUCACAGAUCGAAGACUACAUCAGAAAGUCCUUGGGUGCAAAUUCAAGAUACAUUCCUUCCCGCCGGAGAUCAGUAGACGUCGCCGCUGCAGCUGACCACAAUGUCAUCGAACUAACAGGGACGGACAGGCCAGGCCUGCUCUCUGAAGUCAGUGCGGUGCUUGCCAGCCUCAAGUGCAACGUGGUCAGCGCUGAGAUCUGGACCCACAACACCCGAGCUGCGGCCGUGAUGCGGGUCACCGACGAGGACACCGGGCUGGCGGUCACGGACGCCGAGAGGCUGGAGAGGAUCAGGGAGAAGCUGUCGUCCCUGCUCCGUGGAGGCAAUCUCUCCCGGGGCGCUGCCAUGGCGUUGUCGUCAGGGACCGCCACCACGCACACAGAGAGAAGGCUGCACCAGAUGAUGCUUGACGACUGUGACUAUGAGCAGCUCCAGCGGCAAGCUCCAGGGCAGUCUCAGAGGCCUAAUGUCACCGUGAGGAACUGGAACGACAAGGACUACUCGGUGGUGACCAUCAGAUGCAAGGAUAGGUCCAAGCUUCUGUUCGACACGGUUUGCACUCUGACGGACCUGCAAUAUGUUGUUUUCCAUGCCAACAUUGAUGCCAAGGACAAUCAGGCAUACCAGGAAUUCUAUGUAAGGCAUGUGAAUGGAUCACCAAUGAACACUGAAACUGAGAGAUUGCGAGUCAUCCAAUGCCUUGAAGCAGCCAUUGAACGGAGGGUAUCCGAGGGUGUCAAGCUUGAGCUGUGCACUAAUGACAAGGUCGGGCUACUGUCUGAGGUUACCCGCAUCUUCCGCGAGAACAGCCUGACCGUCACAAGAGCAGAGGUGACCACGAGGGGCAGGAUGGCUGUGAACACGUUCUACGUCCGCGGUUCCACAGGAGAGGAUGUUGAUCAGAAGGCAAUAGACUCCAUCAGGCAAGCCAUAGGCCACAGCCUUCAGGUGAAAGGCCAGCCUGAGCCACAGGAAGCGCAGAAGAAAGAGUCCCCCACAUGGUUCCUCUUUGCCAACUUGUUUCGGCCAAGAUCUCUCUACAGUUUCGGGUUCAUGCGCUGA